UCUCUGUUCUGCUUUAGGAGUAAAAUUUACCCUGCAGUUCAUUCUGCUGUGAAGUUUUCUCUUUCUCUCGGAGACCAGGUUCUGCCCUUCUGCUGAAGGGAAGUGUUUUCACAGGUUCUCCUUUGAACCUCCUGCUGAAUUUGCUAGUCUCCUGCUGAAUUUGCUAGUCAACUCAACAGGAAGUGAGGCGGUGGAGGGAGGCAGAAGAGCCAGGGUGGUUAUUGAAAGUAAAAGAAACUUCUUCCUGGGAGCCUGUCCCACCCCCUUCCCCACCGAGCACGUGGAGUUAGGCAGGUUAGGGGACUCAGAGACUGUGAUGGUGCCAGGAAAGGGUGGAGCGGAUUAUAUUCUGCUGCCUUUUGAAGAGAUGGACUUCAACAGAAAUCUUUUUGAUAUUGGGGAACAACUGGACAGUGAAGAGCUGGCCUCCCUCAAGUUCCUGAGCCUGGACUGCAUCCCACAAAGGAAGCAAGAACCCAUCAAGGAUGCCUUGAUGUUAUUCCAGAGACUCCAGGAAAAGAGAAUGUUGGAGGAAAACAAUCUGUCCUUCCUGAAGGAGCUGCUCUUCCGAAUUAAUAGACUGGAUUUGCUCACUACUUACCUAAACACUAGAAAGGAGGAGAUGGAAAGGGAACUUCAGGCACCAGGCAGGGCUCAGAUUUCUGCCUACAGGGUCAUGCUCUAUCAGAUUUCAGAAGAGGUGGGCAGAUCAGAAUUGAGGUCUUUUAAGUUUCUUCUGCAAGAGGAGAUCUCCAAAUGCAAACUGGAUGAUGACAUGAACCUGCUGGAUAUUUUCAUAGAGAUGGAGAAGAGGGUCAUCCUGGGAGAAGGCAAGUUGGACAUCCUGAAAAGAGUCUGUGCCCAAGUCAACAAGAGCCUGCUGAAGAUAAUCAAUGACUACGAAGAAUUCAGCAGAGAGAGAACAAGGAGUCUUGAAGGAAGACCUGAUGAAGGUUCAAAUGGGGAGGAGUUGUGUGGGCUAAUGACAAUCUCGGACUCUCCAAGAGAACAGGAUAGUGAAUCACAGACUUUGGACAAAGUUUACCAAAUGAAAAGCAAACCUCGGGGAUACUGUCUGAUCAUCAACAAUUACGAUUUUACGAAAGCACGGGAGAAAGUGCCCAAACUUCACAGCAUUAGGGACAGGAAUGGAACACACUUGGAUGCAGAGGCUUUGACCGCGACCUUUGAAGAGCUUCAUUUUGAGAUCCAGCACCACAAUGACUGCACAGUAGAGAAAAUCUAUAAGAUUUUGAAAACCUACCAACUCAUGGACCACAGUAACAAGGAUUGCUUCAUCUGCUGUAUCCUCUCCCAUGGAGACAAGGGCAUCAUCUAUGGCACUGAUGGACAGGAAGCCCCCAUCUAUGAGCUGACAUCUCAGUUCACUGGUUUGAAGUGCCCUUCCCUUGCUGGAAAACCCAAAGUGUUUUUUAUUCAGGCUUGUCAGGGGGAUAACUACCAGAAAGGUAUACCCGUUGAGACUGAUUCAGAGGAGCAACCCUAUUUGGAAAUGGAUUUAUCAUCACCUCAAACGAGAUAUAUCCCAGAUGAGGCUGACUUUCUGCUGGGGAUGGCCACUGUGAAUAAUUGUGUUUCCUACCGAAACCCUGCAGAGGGAACCUGGUACAUCCAGUCACUUUGCCAGAGCCUGAGAGAACGAUGUCCUCGAGGCGAUGAUAUUCUCACCAUCCUGACUGAAGUGAACUAUGAAGUAAGCAACAAGGAUGACAAGAAAAACAUGGGGAAACAGAUGCCACAGCCAACUUUCACACUAAGAAAAAAACUAGUCUUCCCUUCUGAUUGAUAGUGCUAUUUAGAUAUAUAACACUAUGUUUAUUUACUAAUUUUCUAAUUAGUUAAUUUAUUAACUGUUUUGCACUUUUUUGUAAGAACUAAAGUUAAUAGGGUAUUAACAACAAUAACACUGUCUCCUUUAUCUUAUGCCUAGGGCUUUGGGAAUGUUUUUACCUGGUGGCAAUAAAUACCAGAUGCCUGCAAAAUCCAGCUACGAAUAUAGCUGGAUUUUGAUUCAAAUUAUUAUCAACAUUAAGCCCACUGUUAAUAUUCUAUUAACUUUAAUUCUUUCCUGAAGUCAAAUUCGACACUACCACAUCAAAAAAUAUUAGAAUAUAGCCACCUAUGGUGGCUCAUGUCUAUAAUCCCAGCACUUUGGGAGGUUGAGGUGGGGGGAUUACUUGAACCCAAGAGGUCAAGGCUGCAGUGAGCCAUAUUCACA
Chlorocebus sabaeus (green monkey) is the source of this 2239-nucleotide messenger RNA. It is a transcript of the gene CASP8, whose product is annotated as caspase 8. The record is from RefSeq and is a predicted model, not a curated record. Gene Ontology annotation, biological process: proteolysis; regulation of apoptotic process; apoptotic process. NCBI's taxonomy places the organism in Eukaryota, Metazoa, Chordata, Mammalia, Primates, Cercopithecidae. Gene Ontology annotation, molecular function: cysteine-type endopeptidase activity; protein binding.